CCUUGCUACUGACUUUACUAUUGCCGUAUCUAACGGAGGGACUUUCAAAACGAUUUAUGAUAAUGCUACGGACUCACGACCUAUGCCAGGGAUCUUCCUGUCAUCAAAAGGGCAACAUUUAAGGAUACAACAAAUGAAUGGUUCCUCUCACUUUACUGUGUGUGAAAUCCAAGUGUUUGCACGUUCUAUGCAAGACAGACUUACGGGUGUUUGUACUUCAGGCUGUGUUAACAGGUGGACGGGCAAGGACGGCAUGUGCAACAAAAAUUGUAGCAUCAGCAUGUGGGGGGAGGAAUGCGAACACCCAUGUGGUCAGUGUUCCAACGGAGCUCCGUGCAACGUAAGCAAUGGACACUGCAAGACAUGUGCAGCGGGCUAUAAACAUACUCAAAAUUGUACAGAUGAAUGCGAAGAUGGAAGGUAUGGACCCAAUUGUAAUAGUAUUUGCAGUCUUAAUUGCGUCCAUACGUGUAGCAAACUAGACGGCACUUGUAAAUAUUGUAAAGCAGGGUACACAGGCAAAAUGUGCGACAAAGAAUGCGAAAAUGGAACGUAUGGCACUAAUUGCUCAAAACCGUGUGGACACUGCGUUGCAGGGUGUGACAAGAAAGAAGGUUCUUGCUUGGGUGGCUGUUUACCCGGUUUUACAGGCGAUACCUGUCAAGCCAUUGGAGGACAAGCGGAGCAUAAUGCAAAUGGAUUCGUAAUCGGCGGGAGCGUUGGGAUUGUUCUUCUUAUCGCUGUCGGCUUUGUCAUCUCUGUGAUAUAUAUAAGGCGAAGGAAGGUCAAACCAAUCAGACGACGGAAAGCAAGAUCGAAUGAUAUAAAUGGAACUGAAGCUGACCAAUCUGUUACGAACAUGGAUGGGGAAAACAAUGUUUACAUCAACACCGCUGCUGUUCAGCAGACGAGCACUGCACACGACAUCGGCGAUGCAACAUGUAUGGCCUCUGGUGCUGAUUACAUAACAGCAUUUGAUGAACCGGGUGAAUAUUACAAUACAGAAGCUUUCCAUAGAAAGGUGAACCAUUCUAUCAGUCCCAUUGCUGUCCGUGAACUUACGGGGUAUUUGAAUGUACACUACAAUGAUAUUAGCUUCUUCGAGAGGACCUUUCAGGAAAUCCCUUCUGGUUUACAGUUCCCUGCAACAGCGGCAAAACGUUUCGAAAAUAUAGGCAAAAAUCGAUAUAAGGGAUUAUAUGCAUACGACCACUCCAGAGUUGUUCUACAAGCCGAAACUAGUGCAAAUAUCAAUUACAUCAAUGCCUGCCAUAUCCAAGGAUAUCAAAAGAGAAAGACCUAUAUUGCGUCUCAGGGUCCUGUGGAAUCUAACAUGGAGGAUUUUUGGCAGAUGAUUUGGGAGCAAAACGUACAAACGGUUGUUAUGGUUACCAAUUUGGUUGAGGAAACAAAAAUGAAAUGUCUACACUAUUGGGGCGGAGGACUCAAGCAUCAGACGACUUAUGGCUACUUCGAAGUUACAUUGAUGAAAGAGGAAGUGUUUGCUGACUUCUGUAUAAGAACAGUUGGAUUUCACAGAACGACACAUCCAUCAGAACGCCGUAAACUGACCCAGUUUCACUACACAUCUUGGCCGGACAAAGACGUACCACAAAGUCCGAUAAGCCUUGUACACUUCUGGAGAAAAGUUAAACUUCGUGAUGGCCAAAGGAAACAUCCGUGGCUUGUGCAUUGCAGUGCGGGGAUAGGCAGAACAGGGACAUUCAUAGCCAUGGAUUAUCUAUACGACCAGGGAAGAGCGACAGGAGUUGUUGAUAUUGCACAGUGUGUCACAGAUUUGAGAGAGGACAGAGUUAACAUGGUGCAAACAGUGGGCCAAUACCGGCUCCUUCACCGGCUGAUGUUGGAAUUAUUCGUACUCCCAUUUGAACCAGUACGAAACGAGCUCAUUGACAAUACCUUUAGAGACAUGUCCCGCGUGGCACCCAAAUCAAAGUCUAGAAAAUCCAGAUUACGUCUUCAAUACGAGGACUUAGACAAAGGCCUUGAGAUGGAUAGUGUUGAUGACGACAUUGCUUGCACAAAUGCACUUUUACCUGACAAUAACAGCAAAAACAGAUUUGACCAUAUACUUCCAGCGGAUGAAUAUCGCCCAUUCCUACGCUGCCAAGUUCAGGGGAGAAACAACUACAUUAACGCAGUCUUUAUGCCGAGCUACACCAACCCAAAGGGGUUCAUCAUCAGCCAGUUGCCUCUUCCAAGUACAGCUGUCGACGUGUGCAGACUCAUUCUAGACGAGGAAAUCAAUAUUGUUGUUCAAUUUGAUGAUAGUGGGAAAGAAGAGAUUGGACGUUUCUUGCCUGAAAAUGAAGAAAAAAUGAAAAUAGACGCGUUUGAAAUCAGACGAGAACGAACGUCUUCAGUGCAAGAUUGUCAAAUAGAGACAGUCAGUCUAAAGCUGAAUUAUAAGACACGCACAUUCAAACACAUUCAGUUCAAGAAAUGGACUAGAAAUCGAUUGGUUCCCCCAGACAGCAGCUCUUUGUUGAAUCUUGUAAAAGAGGUGGAGGAACAGCAGUCUUCAGAAGAUGAUGAAGAUUCACCUAUUCUUGUGCUUUGUUUGAAUGGAGCAGAGAGGAGCGGUCUGUUUGUAGUGCUGAUGAACAUCUUGGAGAGAUGUCGAGUUGAUGGCGAAGUAUCCAUUCCACAGGUCAUCAGAUAUCUUCGGUCACGGAGAAAGCAGAUUGUCCCGAACUUGGAGCAGUAUGUGUAUUGCCAUAAUGUCACAACAAAGUACCUAGAGAGCAGUAUGACUUAUGCAAACUUGAAAUCUGCCAGAAGUGAUGCUUAAUUAAGAAGUAGACUAUAAAUUCAAAUGCCAGUGAUUUGCUAAGUGUUUACAUUUUAUUCCGCUUAAACAUCGCUGUUUGUUAAGUGUGUGCUAUGUUACAUAUAUGCAUUUUGUUAUAUUUGAUUUUGCACUGUAACAUGUAUUAUGGGCUGGAGGCCUUUCAUUGAAUAAACUUUCGUUCGAUAGCAAAAUGACGUAUUAAGGGACCCUUUAUAAUAAAGCAUUGUAUUGUAAUUCCGCAAUGCGAUAGGGAUUUUUAAAAAAGCCACUAUAUAUUUGUUGAUAAAGCGGGACUAAAGCAAGUGCCUUCGAACAGAAAUCGCUUUGUUUUAAGAAGCUUUUUUAUGCAAUUUUUAUCAUGGUUUUAAUAAGUAUAACUGUAAUCCACUUCGUAUAAUACCUCUUAUGUACAUGUUUCAUACUUUUCUUAAAAUACUAUAAAUCUAUGCUGACGUUAAUGUUUUUUAUUUUA
Molecule: messenger RNA, 3284 nt
Organism: Mya arenaria
Lineage: Eukaryota; Metazoa; Mollusca; Bivalvia; Myida; Myidae
Product: receptor-type tyrosine-protein phosphatase kappa-like
Exons: 23
Coding region: 83-2812 (909 amino acids)
Biological process (GO): protein dephosphorylation
Molecular function (GO): protein tyrosine phosphatase activity
Source: RefSeq, a predicted model, not a curated record